AAACACCCAGCUGAUUACUAUAAAGGUUUUUCAAGAUUGCAAGGAAUUAAUUUCAUCUAUUUGUUUUGAUUGUUUUCAAUUUAGAUCACCAAUUUAAAUCGUUUUUUAAUCAUGCCGUACCAUAUUUGGGAUACUCCAGAUCAUAAAGAUCUUGAUAAAAAGCUAUGGGCUGUCACCAAAUUGGCAGUAGGUUACAGUACGGCAUCUACAAUCUAUCAAUCUUUCGCCAAUUUUUUACCUGCAUCAGCCAGAGCUUUUAUGCUUAUUUAUGCUAAAAGUCUUAUACCAAACGUUGUUGCUGUAAAUGUUGGUAUGACAACUGCAUAUUUAACUGCAAAAAUUCGUGGCGAUGUCGAUAACCAUUGGAACUAUCUACCAGGUGCAUUAGCUUUCGCCGGAACAGCAACCCUUUUACGAUUCAACUCAACUUGGUCACCUGGUCCCCGUUUCGGUAUCCAUCUUGUGCUCGCUUUGCCACUUAUUAUAGCAAAAUAUGGGCACAUGGAAAGGAGGGGAGGAAAUUUCCCAAGAAUUUGGAUUGGAUCAGAACAAGCUGCCGACGCAUUUGGUGGUGUACGCAAUAAAGUUCCUCUUGAAUAUAUGCCUCAAGAUUGGGGUCGUCGACAGUAAUAUUCUGUAAUUAAUUUUCGAUUUAAUUCAGUCUGAAUGACUUUUUCUGUUUAUUGUGAUCAUAGUAUCUUAAAAUUAAAUGUAUUUAAUUGCAAUUUUCGUAGAAAA
Messenger RNA from Tetranychus urticae (two-spotted spider mite), 738 nucleotides. RefSeq lists its product as uncharacterized. NCBI's taxonomy places the organism in Eukaryota, Metazoa, Arthropoda, Arachnida, Trombidiformes, Tetranychidae. The record is from RefSeq and is a predicted model, not a curated record.